Molecule: messenger RNA, 538 nt
Organism: Morone saxatilis (striped sea-bass)
Lineage: Eukaryota; Metazoa; Chordata; Actinopteri; Moronidae
Gene: fshb
Product: follicle stimulating hormone subunit beta
Exons: 3
Coding region: 111-473 (120 amino acids)
Biological process (GO): G protein-coupled receptor signaling pathway; ovulation
Cellular component (GO): extracellular region; cytoplasm
Molecular function (GO): hormone activity
Source: RefSeq, a predicted model, not a curated record
GACGAUAAAACAGUCAAGUUUAUACGAAAAGGAACCAGUUUCAGCACUACCUGGGAAGAUUCUCUCAUAUCAAGUUAAUUUAAAGGCGUCUGUGCUGCACCCAGCAGAGGAUGCAGCUGGUUGUCAUGGUAGCAGUGCUGGCGCUGGCGGGGGCGGGGCAGGGCUGCAGCUUCGGCUGUCAUCCAACCAACAUCAGCAUCCAAGUGGAGAGUUGUGGCCUCACCGAGGUCAUCUACACCACCAUAUGUGAAGGACAGUGCUACCACGAGGAUCUGGUCUACAUCAGCCACUAUGAGAGGCCUGAACAGAGAAUCUGUAACGGAGACUGGUCCUAUGAGGUGAAACACAUUAAAGGGUGUCCAGUGGGUGUCACCUACCCUGUGGCCAGAAACUGCGAGUGUACCACAUGUAACACAGAAAACACAGACUGCGGGCGUUUUCCUGAAGACAUACCCAGCUGUCUGUCCUUUUAAAGAAACCUGUCAUCUAUCCUACAUUAGUUAUUAAAAAUAACUUCUAAAAUAAACAGGUAUCACUU